Peronospora matthiolae is the source of this 291-nucleotide messenger RNA. The record is from the annotation of a GenBank genome assembly. NCBI's taxonomy places the organism in Eukaryota, Oomycota, Peronosporomycetes, Peronosporales, Peronosporaceae.
AUGGCCGCAACCACCGAACCGACUACGAAGACACCAGGGGAGGUCCUGCGAGCCACGCCUGGGCGCGGCUCGCUAGCGCGUGAGCCUACCGCACCCGCAGUCGUCAACGAUGGACCCGCUCGCGAGAGCGGGAAGCGAGACGAUAAGAUCCUCGCCGCGCUCGCCGCACUCACCGAUCGACUGGCGAGCCUCGAGUCGUCGCAGAGAGUGAGACACGAGGAGGAGCGCAUUCUCGGGGCCGUGGAGAGCGGACUGCUCGCCUCGAAACUCGGCGCCAACAUUCGCGGCUGA